GAAGUUUGAAGCAGUGGCGGGUUCUGAUCGUGGAGUGCUGGAAGAGAACCAUGGACUUGUCCGAGCCCUUAUCUCCGGCCUGCGGCAGCUCGGACGUCCUGGCAGGUGUUGUUGCAUAUGUUGAAGUGUGGUCAUCAAAUAGAACAGAGAAUUACUCCCCAACAUUUUCACAGCAACUUCUUAAUUUGGGGGCAAAAGUUUCCAAAACUUUCAACAAACUGGUUACACAUGUGAUUUUUAAAGAUGGAAAUCAGGGGACAUGGGCUAAAGCCAUCAAAAAUGAUAUAAAACUAGUGUCUGUUCUUUGGGUGGAAAAAUGCCGAGAACUUGGCACACACGUUGAUGAAUCGUUAUAUCUACCAAUAAACACGAAUGAAGGAUUACCGCAACUUCUGAAAAAGAAGCGGAAGUGUAUGCAACCUAGGGAUUUUGUUGAAAAAACACCAGAAAAGGACAGACGACUACAAAGAAAAUUUAAUAAACUGUUUAAAGAGCUUGAUGAGCAAAAAUCUUCAGUUGAUGUUCCUGUUUUAGUAUUUGAUGAGACAGGAGAAUUAAUGUACAGCCCGAAGGCUAUAGUUGAUCGCUGUAAUGCAAUGGAAAAAAGAAUUAAAGAAAUGAAAAGUAAACGAGAGAAUCUUUCUCCUACAGCCUCCCAAAUGCCACAGACCUUUGAUUUUUCUUCACUGAAGCCAUCGAUUGGCAACAGUCCUUCGGUUGUGAGAGAUUCUCCGCAUGAUGAUGAUGAUGUGGACCGUCUUGACACCAGUUAUGAUGAACUAUGGGGACCUUCAAGAAUCGGAGAAGACUGUUCUUUUUCAAAAAAUAAAAAAGAGGAGAUUUCACCCUAUGAUGAUCAUGCGUCUAAGCAUUCCAGCAACAAAUUGGUAACUCUCACUACCCAAGUAACAGAAUCGAAAAACGGUAAUUCAGAGUCACAUCUACAAAAUAAAGCCCGUAAGUCACUACAAAACCAUAAAAUGUUUGACACUGAAAUCGAUGAAAGCAGGAAUGAUGUGUCGAAUUAUAAAUUUGCUAAAAAGCAAGAAAUAUCUCGUAUGGAAUAUAUUGCUUUAGCAAACAGUCUAACUGCAAAAUGUAAAGAAAAAUGCAAUGGUAAGAAACCUGAAUCUCCCAUUGUAAAAUCAAAAUUCGUUACAACCAUUUCAAGUGCAUCCAAAAAAGGGGACAUGAUGCUAGAGUUGACUAAACCGUGUGUGUCUUCAAAAAUCUCUGAUUCAGAGAGCAGUUGUUUUGAAGACUUUUUUACUUCAUUUUCUUCACAUAGCCGUAAACUUCUUUCAAAAUCACCAAGCUUGUCUUCAUUGACUUCCAAAAAAAGGAGAUUACUUUCCUCAGAAGAUUUUGAAUGUGAUAAUUCCAUCAUCAAGAAGAGAAGGGAGUCUCAUCAUACAGUUGGUCUUAUUUCUGAACCACAUGUAAAUCCAUCUUACACACAGAUCUGUUCUCCUGAUGUUGAGACUGUUAAUACAUCCCCUUCGAAAACAAACAGACGGGCCUCUUCCCAUCGAAGAAAGGGUACAGAAAGCCCCACAGUUGACCAUUUACAUGAGUCAGAAGUGCCUUUAAAUGGGCAUAAUACCUUAAAGAAAGCACAUCUGGGCAAUAGUCAAAUGGCAGAUUCUGCAAAAAAUAUGUGUAAUGUUAAAGGCUUUGAUGAAGUGCUCACCUUAAUGCCUUGUAAAACAGUUGGUGUAAUUGAGCCAAAGGAUGAGUCCCUGACUGUGACCACCAGCGCAUUUUUUGAAAAUGAGAUGGAAAGCUCUAAGAAAAGUACUGAAAGAACUAAAGCUUUGGAUACCGUAGAUGGACUGUCUGAUAUAUUUCAUAAACAGAGAAACAAAGGCACACUGGAAUCACGAAAGACAGACAAAACCAAAAAGACUACAAGAUCGUUGGUUAUGACAAGCAUGCCCUCUGAGAAGCAGAAUACUUUGAUACAAGUGGUGAAAAAGUUUGGUGGCUUUGUUUUUACAGACCACGUUUGUGAUACUACGACUCAUGUCAUUGCUGGUAACCCACGUCGGACUUUAAAUAUACUCUUAGGAUUAGCUAGAGGCUGUUGGGUUCUUUCUUUUGACUGGGUUUUGUGGUCUUUGGAGCGUGGACACUGGAUUCCUGAGGAACCCUAUGAACUCUCUGAUGAUUUUCCAGGAGCUCCUAUUUACCGAUUACAACGCCACCUAUCCGCUGGGGAAUACCAGCAGGAACUACUUGGAACACUCCCAACUAUGUUCAUUUCUCAACACAGCCAACCUCCUUGUGACAAACUCUAUGAAAUAGUGCAGCUUUGCGGUGGUAGAGUCAGCAAGACCCUGCGACAAGCUAAAAUCUGUAUCGGUGAAAUCGCUGGGAAAAAAAAUCCUGAAAUGCAGAGUGUAUCUGAAAAAUGGCUGCUUGAUUCUGUCGUUCAACACAAGGUGCUCCCUUUAGAAAACUACUUCUUGCUGAAAUGACGGUGAAGAGCGAUUUGCGAUAUUGAAAACUGUAAUGAUAUGACUGCU
Pelobates fuscus (common spadefoot toad) is the source of this 2525-nucleotide messenger RNA. It is a transcript of the gene MCPH1, whose product is annotated as microcephalin 1. NCBI's taxonomy places the organism in Eukaryota, Metazoa, Chordata, Amphibia, Anura, Pelobatidae. Gene Ontology annotation, biological process: mitotic cell cycle. The coding region runs from base 51 to 2477 and encodes 808 amino acids. The record is from RefSeq and is a predicted model, not a curated record. The transcript is spliced from 14 exons.